Molecule: messenger RNA, 3037 nt
Organism: Suillus clintonianus
Lineage: Eukaryota; Fungi; Basidiomycota; Agaricomycetes; Boletales; Suillaceae
Exons: 3
Coding region: 313-2700 (795 amino acids)
Source: RefSeq, a predicted model, not a curated record
GUUUUUCUUUCGUGUUCGACGUUUAUCGAGAAUUUCGGUUGUCGACAACUUGUUGACUUGAGUUCGUUGCCAACUGUAGUUAGUUCUUUUGGUUUCACCAUCUUGCUCAACAAAUCUGAUUGUUACAAGGACAUCCUUCAUCAUAUCCCAGUUUCACCUUCUGUUGCGUUGAUAGGCAAACAGCGGAUGGCCUUUGUCUGGUCCAAAGGCUAGAUUUUGAACUCACUGCAGGAAUCCAGUGACUUUUACUCCUUUUCGCCUUAACGCGCACACCGUCCCAUUCAUUUACCUUGGACGUUCAUUUACAUUAACAUGUCACACACAAUCAUGCCCCAAGUGCGCAGACGUCCCACAAAGCUCAGGCCAUACGGAGCAAGACCAGAUUCUAAUAUCGUCCGUGCAUCCGUUUUCGAGACUGCUGUCGAGCUUGGCAUACACAACUCCACUGUCGCGAAUUGGAUAUUCAAUAGCCCAUUGCCUGAGGAGAUCGAAGAAUUGGAGGAUAUCCCUCCUGAAACGGAGGCAGAAGAGACCUUGACGCCUCCCCUCACUUUUGGCUCACAUACUGCGAGUGAUGAAUCGUCAUCGACAUCCUCUCCGCAAAACAACGUUGCAUCCGCAAGGCAGAUUCACAUGCACAUGCACAAACCGAGCGUGUCCGAACAUCCCCACGUGCACUUCGAUGACUUCGCUCCCGCGCAGCUCACGCUAUCAUUGCCUCCACUGAGUACGCCAUUCAAUGGAAGAGAGAGGCUCGGAAGCGUGUCUAAUUCGUCUGGGAAGCUCUUGAAUGAUGUGGGACACCAAUCGAGUGAGGAUAUCACACGUCAGACUGACCGAAAAUGCGCCACACCGAGUUCCGCCAAGUCUGAAGCGGGCUAUGUGAGCGAUGGUCAAUACCUUUCUGACAGCGCUGGUCUCAAAAAGUCUGGCAAGCUGAAAGCAAAAGGCAAGAAAGGCAAGCCGCCAGCCUUGGACUUGCGUCCCGGAUAUGAUGGAGAAACCGGUUAUUCUUCGGAUGGAGGCUAUCUCUCUGCGUCGUCCAGCAAGUCGCAAGGGAAGUCUAGUAAGGGGAAAUCUCGAGCAAUGGCCUUUUUUCGGAGGAAGCCAAAGAAACAGCGAGCCAGUGAUGACGAAGAUGACAACCACAUACCACCAGUCCCCGCGAUGCCUCCAAUGGCAGUUCCUUCGAGUCCAAGACCUUUGAAGCAUUUUGGCGCAACACCAUCAUCCCCUACGCGAUCUGGCUUCAGUCCCCUGACGUUGAACUUUAACACCUCAACUCGAGCGUCAAGUCCUGUCUUGCACUCGAGAAAAGACCGCGCCAGUCCCCCGCUUGCACGAGUAAUGACACCUUCAUACACUCCCACUCCUCCUCGGCCAUCUGAGCAGACAAUAAAUUCAAUGCCGUCACCUUCACCUUCCCCUGUGCCUCCGUCCACGCCUGCUCCAGCUUUUCCGUCUAUGCCGAUAUCUCACGCACCAACUUCCGGUACACCCGUUAGUGCGGUAUCACCCCAUACUUCACAGGCCUCUGUAACUCCCGUCCGUUCAUCCCCGGUCCCAUCUCCCCGACAUGUCACCAUUCGACCCGCAGCUCCUCCACCCACGCAGCCAUUGCCACAGCCACCUCCGUCUCCCAUGCCAUCCACGCCGUCACGAAGGGCCCCUGGACCACCGCCCACGCAAGCACUGCCUCCGGUGCCUGCGCGUCCGCUUCCCUUGCCACCAUCUACGCCGACAACGCCCUCGCAGAGGUUGCCACCUUUCCGACCGGUUGCAGUAGUACCUGGCCCUACAGCCCCGUUAGUUCCUCGCCGGAAUCCACAAGCUCAGCCCCGUGUUCCAUUUUCCCCUCGCCCACAGCCCUCGCAUAGCGCAUCUGAUUCAGUUGUCCCCCAAUACACGCAUGCAAAUGGCGAGGCAUCACCCAGGAGGUACCAAAGCCACACCGCUGUACCCAGUGAUGACAGCUCUGAGACCCCUCUCAGGAAUGGUGUGGUACGGAGACAGCAUCCGGACAUGCCAUCACCUUUAUUCCUCCAGCGGCGUAUGCAUAGCGCCCAGGGGUCCCCGCGUCACCCACCACCAGAUUCACCUCUCCCACAGGUUCCGAAUGCGCGCCCUAUGCAUCCUCCCAUGUUUUCCUCAAAAUUCCACGAACAUUUUUCGUCUGUGUCGUCAAUAGGUUAUACUUCAGCUGGUUUGCUGACUCCGCGCAGUACGAGCGGGUCUGGCUCGUCAUCUGGCCCAUCUGUUCGCUCCACACGCUCCUCCAACGCCCCGUCAGUAUCCACUUCUGAUAGUAACGGCCACUCGAGUCGCCAUUCGGGAGGCGUCUUAGAUACGCGCCCAGGAACAAGAUCUUCCUCGCGGUCAGAAAUCAGCUACGGGAAACAUAUCACAACCAGCGUCACUUACGCACACUCACAUUCGUCCAUGCUCGAUACCCGGAGCGAUGUCAGUGCCAGCGUCUACGACGAGCGUUCGAGCACAUAUGAUGAGGAGGGGGGAAAUGAUCCCAAGGGAGCACAGGCUGACGACGAGGAUGACGAUGACGCAUCGCUCUAUCCCUCAGAUGAGCAGACAGCUGGCAGGCGUACGAUGUACCUGGUCGAAAAUGGCCAGGCUAUGGAUGAAGAUGAAGAUGAAGAUGUUUUUCCGCCUCCAUUGCCGCCCUCGGGAGGAAGAUACUUUUAAAUGCCAUUGGGGUAUAGGUACCGUUCGCUUUAAUUUAUCUGCUGUUUAUAGCUUUUUUUGCGGUCGCUCUUUCGCUCGUUUUCUUUUCCGUUUGGUUGUUCGCUUUUUUGAUAAUUUUAAUGGCACAAGACUCAAGAAGACGUAUGACAAUAUUGGUACGGCUGGUAGCUGCUCGAUGCAGCUGUGCCGGUACUGGUAAAUGCGAUCUUGAUGUUAUGGUAAUGGCUUGAAUCUGGAUAUGCCUACAGCUUGCAUCAUAAUUUGGGAGCAUGACCAUAGUUUCGCGCAUGUGCGCGUGUUGUUUGACCCCUUGGCCUUGAGCUUCUUUGUGAAAGUC